AUGUCGGAAAACAUUUGGGUGGCAGCUGCAGAUAAUAAGGUAGACGUGGUAAAGAAGUUUUUUGAAAGCGGUUUUAAUGCAAAUUCAGCAGAUCCAAAUGGAUUCACUCCAAUUCAUGCAGCUGCAUCGUACGGGCAUGUCGAACUUUUGAAGUACUUGCUUGCCAACGGUGGAAAUGUAAAUGUGCAAGACUCGGAUGGCGAUACACCACUCCAUCAUGCUGAAAGUUUGGAUGUCGUCAAAUUACUCAUAAAUGAAUACAAUGCAGAUUACAGAAUCAAGAAUAAUGAUGGUCUAAAUGUCAAAGAAUAUUUUAUAGAGGAGGGUGAAUUUCCUGAAAUUAUUCACUAUUUUGAGAUUUUAGAAAAAACUGGCGACCAUCAGUCUGAUGAACUGAAGGGGGCUUUAAAUCUACCAAAUGGUCAAGAAAUUAAAGCAUUUCUACAUGCCGAAAAUAAUGAUGAUGAAAAUUCUCCGGAGAUGAUGGAACGCCGUAGGCAAGUGGAAGCCAUUUUCACAAACACGGAACUAUCAGAAAGUGGUCGAGAUGAUAAGUUGAGGGAAUAUGUUAUGGGCGUUGUUUCGGCAAAUAUGGGGAAGCUUAAAAAUGGUCAGGAUAUUGAAAAAGAGAACCAUAAAAGAAGGAAAUGA
Pichia kudriavzevii is the source of this 651-nucleotide messenger RNA. RefSeq lists its product as uncharacterized. Bases 1 to 651 code for a protein of 216 amino acids. The record is from RefSeq and is a predicted model, not a curated record. The transcript has a single exon. Lineage: Eukaryota; Fungi; Ascomycota; Pichiomycetes; Pichiales; Pichiaceae. Gene Ontology annotation, molecular function: protein binding.